Messenger RNA from Brassica napus (rape), 729 nucleotides. Its product is annotated as vegetative cell wall protein gp1-like. Bases 1 to 729 code for a protein of 242 amino acids. NCBI's taxonomy places the organism in Eukaryota, Viridiplantae, Streptophyta, Magnoliopsida, Brassicales, Brassicaceae. The transcript is spliced from 2 exons. The record is from RefSeq and is a predicted model, not a curated record.
AUGGGUGGAAAGAGGAAGCGGAAUACCGUCAAACCCAACUCCUCUCGGGUUACACAACGCCCAGCUACUUUACCAGCUCAGUAUGACUUCGUACCGAGGGAUCCAUCUCCGUCGAUCCCACCCGUUCUCCCUAAGAACAAACCUCUCCCUAAGAACAAUCCUCUCCCAUCUGUUCGCGAUUAUCCUCCUCCGAGAAAGCUGUUUCCGGAAACGAACUUCCCACCUUCUCAAUCAGCUCCGUCGCCUCUCACUCCAGCUGCUGCGACGUCUCAACCUCAACAUCGACAAACUCAGUCGACUGAACGUAUGAACACACUUCCUCCAAGUCAACCGGCUCCAGUUCGAGCAUCUCAAUCGCCUCACAGUUCUGAAGCACAAAAUUCUCGUUUUCCAGAAGAGGAGGAGGAGGAGGAUAUGUCCGAUGUAGAGGCUCCGGUUCAACCUAAUCUCGCCUCUGACCAUAUGGAUCUUUUGAACUCCCUUCUAAACCAGCCAGGUCGAGCGAAGAACACAAUUGUCCUGUCUCGCAACCUUGAGCCUGGAACCACAUGGUUUGGGUAUGACAAGUCGAGCUUGUCUAGGAAGAUUACCAAGAUUUUAAAGAACAAGUUUAAUAAGCCUUUCUACAGCUGGACUCGUGUGCCUAGAGACAGACAAGAACGCUACUUUCUGGAAUUUGCCGUAAGUUUCUCUGUCUCUUCUCUGUCUUUGAGUUAUUAUAGUUAUUAA